CUCGUAUCCUACUCAUAUGAGAAAGGGUCUGGGAUACAUUUGAAUUAUCGAACAUUGAUAAGGCCAGAUUCAACUACUAGUGGUAUCUUCGUUUUUCACCUCGUAUUGGUCUAAAAGUUUGCUAAAGGGUUGUACGAUACUUGUGAAACAAAUUAGAAUUGUCAUAUGAAAUCACUAGUAAAUACUGCAACGGUGCUGAAAUUUUUAAAAUUACGCUAAUGUUUAUCAAUCCUUGACAGAAACUUAGAGUUUAUUAUCUCAUGCAUUUGAGAAUACCUAAUGACGUAAUAAAGUUUUUUAGACCGGAUAAUACGCAGUCGCAGCUUGUUAGCAAAUUCCCAAGGUGUACUGAUCCUGCAGGUAGACUCUGGAGGAUGUAUCCUAGUCUCCUUAUUUUGGGGAAACCUUGGUGAAUUCCGGUCUCAUGUUGAAUAUGUGAUGCAAUGGAUUCAUUUUUACGUCAUGCAGCUGAAGCCCUUCAUUCGAGUUGCAAAAGUAAAUGGAUUCUUGUUGUUGGAAAUGAAGCAUGUGAUCUAGAUAGUACAGCAUGUGCACUUGCCUAUGGAUUUUAUAAACAAAUGAAGCUUGAAAAUGAGUUCAUUGUUAUACCUGUAUGUAGUAUCAAUAGAGAAGAUAUGGUUUUACGCACUGAAGUUACCUUUUGGCUUACUCAAUGUGGUCUCAAAUGGGAAGAAUUGAUUUAUCUGGAUGAUGUUUUUAAUGAAACCUAUUCAAAAGUGAAUGAAAAUGAAUUAUCUUUGAUUCUAGUUGAUCAUCAUUUACCAACAAAAAAGCUUAAUGAAUGGCCAACCAUUGAAAUAAUUGAUCAUCAUCAGUUAGUUAAUAAUGAAACCGUUGAAAAUUGUCCUUUUAAGCAAAUUGAUCUUGUCGGAUCCUGUGCCACUCUAAUCACAUUCGAAAUUUUGAAAGGAAUGGAUGGUAAUUGUUUACCAAGCAAUGUAUGGAAGUUGCUUUAUGGUGCCAUACUUAUUGAUACAAUCGGACUUUCUAAUGCUGGUCAAAUGGCUGGACGAUUAACAGAAUUAGAUCUUCGCAUGGCUAAUCGUAUCGAAGAUAUUAUUUACAACCAGAUUUUCACUCCAAAUGCUUCAAGAAAUUCCUUAUUUACUCAACUGGAAACAGCAAAAUUUACUGUUGAUGGGCUAUCUGCGUGGGAUUUAUUACGUCGUGACAUGAAAAUUGUUUCUAGUCCAAAUAAAGAUGCGUUCCAAUUUGUGUGCUCUACUGUAUCUGGAGUUGAUUUUACGAUGUUAAUUAAUUCUCCUGACUUUACUGAAGCAGCCAAUCGGAUAUGUGCUAAAUAUAAUGCCAGUUUACUUGUUUGUCUUACUGUUGGUUAUCCCUUAUCGGAAAGUUCAUCGAUACCUUCAUCAGAGUUGACAACUUUUCGAAGAAGAGCUCUGAUUUUGUAUAAUAUGAAUUUUCCUGCUGGACGUUAUAGCGAUCUGAUUAAGUUUCUCCUAAAUCCGAAGCUUAAUCUAGAUUUACUUCCUCAGUCUAUCCCUGAUUUCAGUCACUUUAUAGCAAUUGUCAAUAAUGUCAAAAUGACACGUAAAGUCCUACUACCUUUAUUAGUACAGUUUCUUCAGCAAUUGGGGUCUCCAAGUGAUACUGGCACUUCCGAUAACAAUCCCAAGAAUGAUAUCGACAGUAAUGAUGAUUGUAACAAUGUUGUUAUGAAGUCGGACACAAACAUUAAUAUUUCUUCAACAAAUACUAAGAGUUUACAUUCACUUGAUACAAGUCCCAAGUGUUCAUCGGAUCUGAAAGAUAAGGCGGGGAAUGCUACUGAAUUCGCUCUAAAAGAUGUCAUUCCUUCUCUGAAGAAGUGGCUUUUACCCUUACAUCCUCAUGAACGAUGUGAAUUUCUGAGAUCCUUCUUUCAAAGCUCUCUAAAAGCAAAUGAUAGUCCAUCACUGGACUUACUAAAUAGUUUGUGGACCAGUAUUUGGUAUGAAACUAGAAAAACUUCUAAAACUGUUAAAUCUGCCGUUGGUACACAAACACCUAUACCGAAAUUAAUGUGGUUGAAGUCACACCAAACCAGACGUGUUGCGAGUAUGGUUCAAGGUAAUAGUUCAGCAAUAAGAGCAAUUUCAGGUAAAAUGGGAGGUUUCAAAUCUGCUCGACGUUUUACUUUAUCAGAUACCAACGAUCUUACAUUAUAUAGUGAAAAUAUGUCUAAAGGUCGAGUUGAUCUCUCAUCAUCACGUUUUGUUCAUCGUAUAUCUGAUGAACAUUUAUGUGUUUCCGAUUCUGAAAAUUCUAAGCCAAGUUGGUUAGAGACUGAAUAUUUGACUCGCAUUCCUGCCUGGUUACCGUCUACUUUCACAUCAACUUCUUUAGAUUCAGCUGAAGCAGUCAGUUAUAGACUUUAUCGUCGUUUGUCAGGAAUGCCAUUGUCUAAGGAUUCCGAAGAUGAAGUGUCUUAUGGCCAUACAUCGUUUCAAAAAGAUAAUCAUGAUGUUCACAUCAUACAUGAUAAAGAUCAGGACAUUGAUUAUAAUAAACUUGAAGAUGAUGAAUUAGCUUUACUUCGAACAUCACUUACUGAUUGUCGACAAUUAUUUAUAGAUAAACAAACAUCAACGUCUAAUUUAUCCAAUUAUACUAGUUGGCUUUCUAGUCAUCCGGAUCAUAUUACCGAACAAGGUCUUAAAUUCCUUAAAUUAGAUCUUCAGCCUGCGAAAACUGAAGAUAUAGAAUCAACUAAACAACGGGGUUUCCAUUUACAUAUUUUCAUGUUAUUCAGUGUUUUUGACAAGAAAUUUCUGGACACCCUAUGUGUCGAAGCUUUGUUUUAAACAUGGUGUUCUCAUUGACCAUUUUCAGUAAUUAUUCUUUUAAAAUAUGUUUGUGUAAAUGAUUUUCUUUGUUAUUAUUUCAAGCCAUGACACUAAAAACAACUAAAUCAAUACUUACUAACGAACAACAAAGUCACCCGUCUUUUCAUGUUACAUUUGAUCUUGGCUGUACAGAAGAUUCCAAAUUAAUGAUAUCAGGCGAGUAAGUUUUGAUUAAAUCUAUCAUUGGAAUUAAGUGUCGAACUAUUCUUGUACAAAGAGAUAAUGUAAUGUUUCACAGUUUUGCUCCAAGUAUUGGGUACAUUACUGUUUCUGAGUAUUUUAAUCUAAUUAUAGACUAAUGAACAGACAGUCGAUUGUAAAUUUACAACUGUUUUACACCGCUUUUAUGUGAGAGAUUGAGAAACAGAGCAAAAUGUUAGGGUGGAAUAAAUUAAAUAAUUAUUCUUUCAAUUUUGUGAUUUUGUCGAAUAACCUAAUGUAUUUAUUGGUUAGUGUUUUGUUUUAAACAAUUAGGUCUUUAGUUCAUAUCCUUUUGCACAUAGUUUGAUUAGAAUAUGGAUGUAAUAUCUCUAGUUGUCUUACUUUUAACCACAGUUGUUUUAAGUAGACAUAUAGGUGAUACCAAAAGACAAGAGUAUGGAGUCGAUACAGUUAAUCAAAUAUCAGACGUGAUGGAGGAAGUACUGUUGAAAAAAUGUUGAUGGAUUAUUGAGAAUAGAAUCAGGUUUUGCUGACUAGGGGGAAACGAAUUGAUUUCCCACUGACAACCUCAUUGUUUUGUUAUGUGUCAAUAAGUACGGUGAUUGUAAUUAAUCUUCAUCUUGGAGUUCUUGUGAAUGUGAAACAUGUCAACAAAGCUGGUCACCUAAAGUAGUCCUUCGUACGGUGGUUAUAACAGCUUGUGAGCAGGGUCAACAUAGGCAAAGAUAAAGUCUCAAGUUAUCUACUUGUGCUUCGAAACCACCUCGCUAGCUUAUAUGAUCCCAUUAGUUGUCCCGUAGAUCUCAGAAAUUGGGACGAUGUCCUGUCGCGUAAGUUACAGGCGGUUAACAACUGUAAUCGCUUCUCACCCGAGUCCAAGGUGUAUUGCAUAGCUGUUGCCCCUCAUAGAGUGUCUCUUCAAGAAUAUGGUCUACUGGGUUUCCCACCCGUACCACUAUAUUGAUGUUGGGGAUGAUGGAUCCCUACAAAUCACUUGGUAAAAGUCUUAUUUUCGUAACUUUAUUUUGGAAAUUUGAAUUUCUCGUUUUCACGCCAAAAGUGCCUGUUUUUACUUUCAGAUUGUAUUUCCCACUUGAAAGGACCCUAAAUAUCAUUGGUUGGUUGCCUCUCUUAAUGUGCUGUUUCCCAAGAACAUUUUUAUGUUGUGUGUAAUAUGCUGGAGUUGUGUGCGUGUUGCUCUUGUUUCUGGCUGCUUGUGGAAUAUACCUUUCCCUCAUCUCAACCAGGUCUUUUCCCUCUAGUUAGGGGAGCUGGGACGCAUCGGAAUAGUUAACUUGUUUUGUCGUUGUAUCGUUGAUCUUUUGUCCCGUUUGCCGAUUAAGGUGAUUUCGUAAUCUCUUAAAACUUAGCAAUUGAUCAGCAGCACGUCAACCAAAUGUUCCUAACGUAAAGUUUGUGAUCGAAUAGCAUAGGUCAAGAACUGCUUAAGCCUAUACAAAUCACGUAUGGACGUUGUUGGGAUCGUUUGUAAGUAGUUAUAAUCUUCUAGUGGUGUCUGGUAAAGCAUAUGGUAUGCUCUUAUUUUGAGGAAUGUCUAAUGAUAGCGAUGGUAAUGUGAAUUUAUCAUGUCCCAUAGCGAAUCGGAAACAUUUACGCACAGGAAUAUGACAACAAUAUCAUGCAUAUAAAGUGCAACCGAAAAUAGAACAGGUUCAGGUUAUGAUCAAAAACGUUACAAACUUGAAGUUUUCACAAAAGUUUCUGUAGAUCAAACGAAAUUGUAGCAAUUAGUUCCAUUAAACACAUAUGAUUUAUCUUAACCUUUUAAUCCUUCCAGUUAUUCUGUUAUUUAUGUGCAUUACCUUGAGAAUAUGCGUAUGACAGAACUUGUAUCUCUUUCAUGCUUGUAAAUACUGUUACUCAUCAUUUAUUGAGUAGGCACGCUUACCUUCUCCGUUUCUCAUCUUUCAUUGGUUGUCUACACUAAAAGAUGUAUAAAAUACAUGUAUUUGUAGGCACUUUCAUAUUUGACUUGUUUUAUUCCUCUGCAUGCAAUAACGCGAUUAAGUCAAUAAAAGCAAAGCAAGUUAGUUAAGGAACUAUAUUUCAUCAUUCCUCAUUGAUAUCAAACGUAGUUAGCCACAGACACACUUGAAUCAAAUGGAAAACGUAACAAAACAGAUAUUAUCAAGAUGUAAAUAUGUUAAAAGUUAGUUUUAGAAUAAUCUUAAAAUAGUUACAAUACUUAAUUAAAUGCUUGUUCACAAUUUAAAUAAAGACUAUUAAACACUAAAGUGACAUUUUUCUCUAUCUUCUAAGUAGUUAUCAUUUGACUUUGUAAAUGAUCAUUAAAUAUCAUCAAAUGUAUUAUUUUUUCUUCGCAUUCCUUGUAAGCUCAAUAGAGAUAUUAGUGAAAAUUUAUAUCACAGGUAAAUAUUUAUUAUUCUUUAUUAAGUUUACUAAGAAUACGUAUCAUGUAACAAUUAUGUUUCAUGUUUCAUUUAGUCUUUAAUUAUCAAUUUAUCAUAUCAUUUCUUUAUAAAAUAAUUAAUUACCUAUAUGCAUUUGUGUAUGUGUAUGUGUGAAAGUGUACUUUUUUUCGCUCUCUCCUUCCCUCUCCAUAUUUUUCUACUUUAGGACAGUGGAUGAAUAAUUUCAUGAAACCAAAUACAAUUCAAUUAUUGUUAAUUAAUAGAAAAUUGAAUAAUAAUUAUAACAUUAAUUGGUUAAAACAAUUUAUAUCAAAUUAUUCACAUGUUAUUCGUGUUAGUUUUUUAAAAUUUACUUUAAAUUUCUUCUCAAAAACAUAAUCAUUUUUCUGUUGUGUACAUCUUGUAUUUUUGUUCGUUCGUUUUCCCUUUUCUAAAUACGUUAAAUAUUUCAAUGUUUAGUUAAUUUAUACUAAUACUUUUCUGAUUAUAUAUUAUUUUAUUAUAUAAUCAUUAGAGUUAUUUUAUGAUUUUCUUGUUGUUCAUAAUUUCACUUAUUUCUUGGAUCUGUUGUUGUUGUUUUUGUUAUUCUCCUUCUUUCUUCUCUGUUUUUUUAUCAAUUAGUUCUAUGUUUGUUUUGACAAUUGUUGUUUACAUUUUCAAAUCAGUAAUUUCAAUUUCAUUCUGUUUACUUUAAUUGUUUAUAUUUUUUAUGUUUACAUCUAGAAUAUUUCUGUUUUAUAUUUAUAUUGUUAAUAAUGGUACUAAUAAUAAAAAUUUCAUCUUAUU
Molecule: messenger RNA, 6208 nt
Organism: Schistosoma spindalis
Lineage: Eukaryota; Metazoa; Platyhelminthes; Trematoda; Strigeidida; Schistosomatidae
Source: the annotation of a GenBank genome assembly